AUGGGGAAACUAGCAGCGUAUGCUGCCGUUCGACGACGCCAGCCUGAGCCGCCAACACCUGAGCUAGAAAUUCGUGCCGACGCCGCUAAUCCGGCUGCUACAGAAGAAGAAGCUACGGUGGCGACCGCUAAUAUGGUUGCUACAGAACAAGCGGUUACGGUGGGAACCCCUAUUAUGGCUGCUACGGAACAAGGCGCUAAUAACGCUGUUGAUACGAGCCCAAUUGCUAUUGAGGAUACAAAUGCUGGUGGUGGCGCUGCAAGUCUCGAGGAGGAACUAAAGACUGACGACGAACUGGGUCUAGAGGCAUGUGAUAGAGAUGACGACGAACCGGGUCUAGAUGAAUUUGAUCGAGGUACCUUUAUGGAAGCCUUCCGUGCUGAGAAUCGCUUUGGUCCAGUUGACGUAGAUGAUGUCAAUAUUGGUGACGAGUCGUUCCUAUGCAGUGCCGAGUCAGAUGACGAGGAUUCGACCCGUGAGCGACAGCUUGCAGCCCAAGCUAAAGACCCUAAGAAAUUCGUGGAAGCCCUAGAAGACAUCAUUGACAAGCCUAAAAGACAGAAGCCAAUUCGAGAGCACGAGAUUUUGCACGUGAUCGAGAAAACGUUUCGUCGCGGAUAUCGUCUCGGUCCACGUUCCCAUGUGACCCCGUACACUAUCGUGAUUUGGUACGCUUCCACUGCCCCGUACUACCUGUUGGAAUGUCAUGCUCUUCACUGGCCCGUGCUCUUCCGUGUUCCUCCUGGCUUCGUGGCCCACGCUGCUUAG
Messenger RNA from Phytophthora infestans T30-4, 768 nucleotides. RefSeq lists its product as uncharacterized. Lineage: Eukaryota; Oomycota; Peronosporomycetes; Peronosporales; Peronosporaceae. The transcript is spliced from 4 exons. The record is from RefSeq and is a predicted model, not a curated record. The coding region runs from base 1 to 768 and encodes 255 amino acids.